This is a messenger RNA of Diospyros lotus (date-plum), 2382 nucleotides long. RefSeq lists its product as uncharacterized. NCBI's taxonomy places the organism in Eukaryota, Viridiplantae, Streptophyta, Magnoliopsida, Ericales, Ebenaceae. Gene Ontology annotation, molecular function: RNA binding. The record is from RefSeq and is a predicted model, not a curated record. The transcript has 6 exons. The coding region runs from base 1239 to 2120 and encodes 293 amino acids.
CCUCUCUCUUUCUCUGUCUCCGCCUAUUCCACCCCCUCUUAUCAUCAUAUCACAUUUUCAACCCCGAUUUUCAUUUCACGUCUUGUUCUUCUAUCGACGAGUUUAAGAAUGUAAUUGGUGUUAGAUGUGAUUGAUCUACGUUCUCGAUCUGGAUCUCGGGUUUGGAUGAAAACCCAUAAAUUCUAGAAGGAAAAGAGUGAAGAUGGGUUUGCAACUAAGGGAGAAUCCUUCAAAGUCAUAACCCACAAACGGGGCUGCACUUUUUGAGGAGGGGUUGUGCGUGGGCUAGCUAGCUGUGCUGUGGGUUGUGGACGGCAUAAAGGCCAUGGAAUUAAUGAGAGAUUAGCAUGACAAUGCAGCCCUUUUAACGCGUCGUCAGUUAAUGGGUUUGGACUACUGGGGUUAGGUUUCGAUUUCCCCGCAGCCGACCGACCACUCAUGAUUCGUCGCAAGCGCCUGCCUUUUUCUCCAUCUGGUCUCGCUCCAUUAAAAUAUAGUUGGGACUAAGUGUGUUCUUCACUGUAAUGUCGAUCCGUUUUGGCUGUUCUAACGUUGGCGUUUGCAAAGGCUGGCAACGUGGGAUCAUAUGGGAAAUGUUUGAUUAAUUAGAAUAUACUUAAUUAUGUGCUAAUCUUAUGCUAAAAAAUUGACGAAAAAACUGAAGGAUGUAUUCACUCGCAAGAGGCGAGCAUGUGCAAACGAGGAUAUUAAAAGAGCACGGAACCGUUAAUUGAAGAUAUAAUCUAACGAAAGGAAGGGCCAUUUUUGUAUUAAGAGACAGAACAUGGAGAGAGGAGGAGAAGACAAAGAAAGACAAGGAUGAGGGAAGAGAAGAGAUCGAUGGAUGGGAAAAUUAGGAAAUUAAGGGCGUGUUUGUUAUUGAUUGGACUUUGGAGGGUGGGAGGGUAUAUUAAUGUGUAGACAGGGAGGACCAACUCAAGUGCCAUCAGUCACGCAGCUGUCAUUCGAUUAUACAAACCCCAAACAGCUCCUUAGCUUUCUUCCAUUACAGCAAAUCAGAGUUAGCAGCUGUCGGAUCUCUCUCUCUCUCUCUCUCUCUCUAACCAUCUCUUUAUUUUCCUUCCUCUUCUUGCAACACGCAAUUUUCUGGGCAACCAAACGGGCCUGGGAACUACAAGAUCACGGGAACCAUAGCGAAGUCGAGUGGAGAGAUUCAUGUCAAAGAGGUGAUGGAGAAUUAAGGACAAUUAGUUUGUCGUUUUGAUGAUUUAAAUGCGAUGGCUUAUCAGCACUACAGAUCACCGUUCGGUGACACGACGUACACCAAGGUUUUUGUCGGCGGCCUGGCCUGGGAAACUCCGACCGAUGUAAUGCGCCGAUACUUCGAGCAGUUCGGAGAAAUCCUUGAAGCCGUCAUCAUCACCGAUAAGACCACCGGAAAGUCCAAAGGAUACGGUUUCGUUACUUUCCGGGAGCCGGAGUCGGCGAGGAGGGCCUGCGCCGAUCCGAACCCAGUCAUCGAUGGACGACGAGCGAACUGUAAUAUUGCUUCGUUCGGACGGCCACGGCCAUCGCCGCCGAGAGCUGGAAGAAAUCAAACUGCUAAUCCAUAUCACGGCGGCGUAGUGCCACAGGGAGCACCAGCACGACCAUCCUACAGCGGCGUACCGGCGGCACCAUUGCCUCAACCGCCGCCGCCGCCGCCACCUCCGGUCAUUUAUCCCCCUUAUGGGUACACAACCUACCCACCUGAUUUUGGAUACCCCCAAGCUUUCUACAACCCGCAACUACAGCAACCGCAAUAUUACCAGCAGCUGUACGGAAUGCAGCCGCCGUCGUCGACGGCGGGAUCGCCGUAUUAUUAUGGAUAUUCGACGACGCCCCCGGCGAGGGGAACAUUUUCUGCGCUGCUGGGGCAGCGUGUCCAGGGCUCAUCUUAUCUUUACUAUCCUACGCCUUCGCAGAUGGAGGGGUCCUUCUCCACCUUUACACCGCCCCCGCCGCCCCCGCCGCAGCCUCUAACCUUACAACCGGCGGCGGCGGCGGCAAGGCAUCCUCUACCCUCACCUACCGAUUCACAGCCUCCACAUCGCACCACAGAAGCAGGGGCCGAGGACGCCGCCGCACCGGCGCCGGCGGCGACAGCAUCGGAGAACUGAAUUACCGAAGAGGAAGAUCUCCGGCGAUAACACAACAACCGAGGGAACAAAGACUGUAAAAUUGUCGAGAAAUCCGAGGUGUUGUCAUCUCUCUUACGAACUUUCCAUAAUAACACAACCAACCAACCAUUCAUGAAUUUUUUUUUGUCGGCGGCCCGUAGCUAUUGGUGAGAACUGCUUCGGAGCAACCUGUGAUCUCAACAGCUAUGGAAGACUGACGAUGGACGACUAAUCAAUCUCCCUCUGCAUUUUCUUUCUUUCC